This is a messenger RNA of Nanorana parkeri, 1460 nucleotides long. RefSeq names its product IQ motif containing D (gene DRC10). Bases 102 to 1460 code for a protein of 452 amino acids. The record is from RefSeq and is a predicted model, not a curated record. Lineage: Eukaryota; Metazoa; Chordata; Amphibia; Anura; Dicroglossidae. Gene Ontology annotation, molecular function: protein binding. The transcript is spliced from 4 exons.
UCUACAGCCAGCUGUCCAGCAGAAAAAGCUGAAAAUCCGAUGCAUAGCUGAAACAUUUUAAUUUCGAUUUUGCAGAAUAAGACAUCAGUGCUUUAUGAAGCAUGGCAUCAGAGGUCCUCCCUGUGUCCCAGGCGCCAAUGCUGGCCUCACACCAGCAGUCACAAUCCCCAAUUGACGCUGGAGAGAGAAUUUUGAAACCAGUUCAGAAGAAUCAGUCAAGCCUUGACAGUUUGAAGAUGCUGGAACCUGGACGAAAAAAACUGAGCUCGGUAGAAACCCAGAGGGUGGUGGCAGUGCUUGAUGAGACAAUCAAAAAGCUUGAACUUGUCAGUCUUUUCCAACAUGCCAUUGAAAACAUGGAGAGAUAUAGUAUAGUGUUUGGCUCUGAGCUGACGGGAGCUUUGAGGGAGCAUCAGAGACUACAAGUGAACAUGCAGAGACAACUUAGUCACUUGAAUAAAGAAGUAAUGGAAGAUAAAGAACAACAUGGAUCGUUGUGGGGAAAAACAGAUAUGUCAGAUACAGCUCGCAUUAAUCUUACGGUACAAGGAGUUCAAAGCUCAGUAAGGAAUAUCAUGAGGUUGUUCUUGGCUAACCCUACUGCAAGCAAGGCACUGCGAUCCGAAGGACACAUAAGGGAUCAGACCUUUCAGACACUCAUCCAAAGCCUUUCAGAGUUGAGAGGAUUUCUUUUUGAGAUGCUCCUGACCAGUCCUCUUGAACAGAAGGAGAGGAUUCACUUCCUCCAGAAGAUCACUCUCCGUGACCAUAAGAACAGGGAGGCUUUGUCAGCUUUAGAAGAGGAGCUUAAUGCUGCUAUUCUUGAUCGUGACACUGAGAUUGCAAAGAAAAAUGAGGUUAUCCGGCAGUUAAAGAUCAGUUUACAUCAGUUGGAGAAAAUUUCAGAGAGCCAAGUGAGACGUACAGUGCAAGAAUCAGAGAAGCAGCAGAAGUCAGAUCGCCGUGCCUCAGAAGGGAAAUGUUUAAAGUUCCAGCAGGACCUGCAGCAACUAAGAUCACAGCUUAAUGGUGCUAUUGCUGAAAACCGUGAGGUUGAGCUAAGCCUCAGAAAGAAAAAGUAUAAAGUUGAAACAGAGAUUGAGAACUGGAUACAGAAAUAUGACGGGGACAUGAGGGAGAAACAAACAGAGCUGGAAGAAUUAGAAGCUGUGUAUGAAGAGGAGAAGGCUCAGCUGGAAGAACUGAAGGAGAAGCUGGCAGUCUUGGAGGUGGAAUAUGUCCAGAUUAUGGAAGAAAGGCAUCAGGCCCAGUUGAAGAAGGAAGCUGCAGAAAAGGAGCUAGCCAUCAAAAACCGCGCAGCCACCAUCAUUCAGUCACUCUGGAAAGGGUAUCAGGUCAGAAAAACAAUGAAAUCAAAGAAAAAGAAGAAGAAGAAGAAGGGGAAGGGAGCCAGUGGGAAAGGGAAAGGGAAAGGGAAAGGCAAGAAAGGCAAAAAGUAG